Molecule: messenger RNA, 312 nt
Organism: Pleurotus ostreatus (oyster mushroom)
Lineage: Eukaryota; Fungi; Basidiomycota; Agaricomycetes; Agaricales; Pleurotaceae
Exons: 3
Coding region: 1-312 (103 amino acids)
Source: RefSeq, a predicted model, not a curated record
AUGGCAUCCCGCACUCAAAGCCCCGACUCCUCCAGACCCAAAAUAGUCGCCCUCCCCAGCCUCGCAUCAUCUCUCUCAUCCCUCCCACAAGCAAAAUCAAUGGCACAUGUCGCUUUACACCCGAAUAUGUAUGGUCAGAGAGCAGUGGAGAGCGAAGCCAAGUUGCAACGCGCGCUCACGAAAAAUGCGUCUCAUGAAACGCAGAAUACUCCGUCGCCGGUGUAUAACCUCCCACCACGACCUGAAUCACCGAACAACUUAAACUCACCCCUCAUGAUGCGCGAGCCGCAGAGACCAAAAUUCUCUACAUGA